AUGGCGGCGGCGGUGUUGCCCGGUGCGAGGUGGCUCUACUGUGGGAAGCCCGACGAGAGCCAGAAAGCCGUACUGGUCCGCUUCUCCAACGGGAAGCUUCGGAAUCCAGGCAGCGUGCACUUCACCCUGUACAAGAGUAAAGACACCACGAACCCCAGGAAGAAGGGCCAGCGGAUCUUGGCAGCUGAAACAGACAGACUGUCCUAUGUAGGGAACAAUUUUGGGACUGGAGCCCUCAAGUGCAACACUUUGUGCAGGCAUUUUGUGGGCGUUUUGAACAAGACCUCUGGCCACAUGGAGGUGUAUGAUGCCGAAUUGUUCAACAUGCAGCCAUUGUUCUCAGAUGAAUCAGUUGAGCAUACACUGACAUCACAGAGUCAGACCAAAACCUACAGAGAAAAGAUGGACUCUUGCAUUGAGGCCUUUGGUACCACCAAACAGAAGAGAGCUCUCAACUCCAGGAGAAUGAACAGAGUUGGCAAUGAAUCUCUGAAUCUUGCGGUAGCUAAAGCUGCAGGGAAUAUCAUUGAUGCAAAGGGGGUGACUGCUCUGAUCAGUGAUGCCGUCCAUGAUGACUCGCAAGGUGACUCCGUCUGCCUUCCUCCCUGCUAUGCUGAUGCAGCCAGGCCUGAAGAUGUGUAUAAAUUUGAAGAUCUUCUUUCCCCUGUGGAGUAUGAAGCUCUGAGAAGCCCUUCUGAAGCUUUCAGGAAUGUCACAUCAGAAGAAAUACUGAAGAUGGUCGAAGAGAACAGUCACUGCUCCUUUGUCAUUGAAGCACUGAAGUCCUUGCCAUCAAAUGAGGAGAGCCGAGACCGCCAGGCCCGGUGCAUUUGGUUUCUGGAUACUCUCAUCAAAUUUCGAGCUCAGAAAGUGAUUAAGCGGAAAAGUGCCCUGGGACCUGGAGUUCCACACGUCAUCAACACCAAACUCCUGAAGCACUUCACCUGCUUGACUUACAACAACGGCAGUUUACGGAACGUCAUCUCAGAUUCAAUGAAGGCGAAGAUUACUGCGUACGCGAUUGUACUCGCCUUGCAUAUCAGUGACUUCCAGGUCGACCUGACGGUGUUACAGAGGGACUUGAAGCUCAGUGAGAAAAGGAUAAUUGAGAUAGCGAGAGCCAUGAGGCUGAAGAUCUCGAAAAGUAGGGUGUCUGUGGCAGCUGGUGGGGAGGAAGACCACCGACUGGGCACUCUGUCCGUCCCGCUGCCUCCAGCCCAGACCUCAGACCACCAGGCGAAGCGGAGGAGAGUCACCUAGCUACCUGCUGUCCCCACAGCAUUGCGGCCACCUCACGGCCACUGCAUCUGCUCAUUUCUACUUUUAUUUUUAAAAAGGAA
Messenger RNA from Orycteropus afer afer, 1340 nucleotides. RefSeq names its product RNA polymerase I subunit E (gene POLR1E). Gene Ontology annotation, biological process: RNA polymerase I preinitiation complex assembly; transcription elongation by RNA polymerase I; nucleolar large rRNA transcription by RNA polymerase I. NCBI's taxonomy places the organism in Eukaryota, Metazoa, Chordata, Mammalia, Tubulidentata, Orycteropodidae. The record is from RefSeq and is a predicted model, not a curated record. Gene Ontology annotation, molecular function: DNA binding. Gene Ontology annotation, cellular component: RNA polymerase I complex.